Messenger RNA from Lindgomyces ingoldianus, 1272 nucleotides. RefSeq lists its product as uncharacterized. The record is from RefSeq and is a predicted model, not a curated record. The transcript has 13 exons. Bases 1 to 1272 code for a protein of 423 amino acids. NCBI's taxonomy places the organism in Eukaryota, Fungi, Ascomycota, Dothideomycetes, Pleosporales, Lindgomycetaceae.
AUGAGACCGAGAUAUAAAGUCAUUAAUUUGCUCAGUAGAGAAGAAUUUUUGAUGACAAGUGUAAUGAAGAAGGACAUGUGGAGGCCAUGUGGGAAGGGACUGAGAUGGAGAGCAGACACUCCAGAAUUGCCGGGGCUUUCAAAAUUGGACCAAGGAUACUCCUCCAGCUUGAAUAUAAUGAGCCAGAUUUUUGAGCCAGUGUCGAGACAGCACCAAGGUAUUUUGGUGGCCAGCACCGUGUAUUUCGGGUAUGAUCCCACAAAGGAAAUGGAGACCAGAAAGAGACAUGGAUUAAGUGAAUCGUUUAGUGAUCAAAGGGGGUACUAUGAUCAAUCGCUACGAGGCGUUAGCUGCACAGAAAUGGAGGAUCUAACUUUUAGCACCACUACAUGGCUUCCGUUACUCUGCACAAGCAGCGCUGCUAGGAUUCCGAGCUCUUUUCUAUCGAUGCUAUAUCGCAGCCUUUUCGCUAUCCCGCUUUUUCUGAAUAUGUUUAAGGUCCAGCCAGCCUAUGCAUGUGAAGCCUUGUAUAUCAUCAAAUCACACGCUGGCGUAGUAGAAGACGGGAAUGUGGCGGAGGAGGAUUCUAGGUAUACAAGCCAUGGCCAAAGUCUCUCGUGUGCUAAUAUUGGCGCAUUAAGAAAUGAGCUGGUCAUACAAACGAUGACCCUUAGGGUAACGGGAAAACUUUGUUCCAUGCAUUAUUCCCGACCCCCUUUCGCACUCCUCAUUCUCACCCGAAUUGACAACUCUGGAUCCAAUGGUCAACUGGCGAAGGAGUAUAUACGUAGCAUAGCUGAGCAGAUAGCCAAUUCGCGUUCAGCGCUCACAGUCAGUCUCGGUGCCACUAAUUCCCCCUUUCUUGACAUGAGCUUUGCACUUAUGUGGACAAAGUCUGAUCCUUGGCCCGCGGUGAUGUUGAAUUGUUUCCGCAACAACACACCCACACCAUCUUUCAUUACUUCAAGUGAAACAUUUCCUCCUUCGGUCCUUCAAAAAGCAGUUUCUUCGCAGUUUUCCACAGAUCUAUCCCGCCGAAUACCUGUCGCCGAACCACAGCCAAAACUAUCCUGCAACCCUUUCCCAGCACACCUAGGUGCUCAGUCCCAGCCUGAAGGCACUCCUCUCGAAAAGCUAAUACUGUACUUAGAUAUCUCGUCUCCACGCCCACGCACUUUCACCGUAGCUACGCCUCUUCCUUUCAACCCGAACUCCACGUACGAUACGCCCACUCUCUUUUCAAAGGUAACCGUCGAGGUACCCUUCUGGUAA